Neurospora tetrasperma FGSC 2508 is the source of this 285-nucleotide messenger RNA. RefSeq lists its product as uncharacterized. Bases 1 to 285 code for a protein of 94 amino acids. NCBI's taxonomy places the organism in Eukaryota, Fungi, Ascomycota, Sordariomycetes, Sordariales, Sordariaceae. The record is from RefSeq and is a predicted model, not a curated record. The transcript has 3 exons.
AUGGAAAUAAUUGCCUUGUAUGGCCUUCUCCGUGCUGUUGACAGACCUGACCCGAGCACCUAUCUUAGAAUCAUUUCCACGUUCAUCUUGCUUUACACAACUGGGUCGAGUGAAAAUACCUACUUUCCGCUCUGGAGACAGAUUGAAGCUUACAAACUGGAAGGGCAUCAGAUGUGCCCGAAGCCAGCCAGGGCAGCCAGGCCAGCAAUUCGCAAGUCGUGCCAGAAACGGUCACCCCACCAAGAUUACCGGUUCCAUUCAUUUCUCGUGGUUGUGGAGUUCUGA